GAGGUUUGAGACCAACAUGGCGACCAAUCAGAUCCUCCAGAAGCAGACAUACCUGAGCAGCUGCCAGAGCGCGAGGCGGGCCGGGUCGCAUUUAAAACCUCUCUCAUCGCACUCAGCAGCUCAUCCAGCAUCAGGACACUUGUCUGCUUCUCUCAGCUUUACUUCUUUUUUUUUUUUUUUUAAAAAAGAGAGAAGCAGCCAUGUUCCUCAGCGCCCACGCGUCGUGUCGCUCCCUCAUCCUGCUCUGUGUCCUCCUGAGGAGCUGCCAGGCCGUGGAAAAUGACGCCACGGAGCGGGUGUUCUCGCACGUGAGUCCCGCUCCGGCCGCGGAGCUGCAGAGCAACGCGUCCCUGAACCGCGCGCGCACCGGAGGGCGAGGACAGGGCGGCGGUGCGGCUGCGCAGGAGCGAGGCGAUCGGAGUCAGAUUGGCUGCAGAGAAUUGAGGUCCACAAAGUACAUCUCAGAUGGCCACUGCACCAGCGUCAACCCCAUUAAGGAGCUGGUGUGCGCAGGCGAGUGUCUCCCAGCUCAGAUGCUGGAGAACUGGAUCGGUGGGUCCCGCGGCAGGAAGUUCUGGGCCCGUCGGAGCAGCAGCCACGACUGGCGCUGCGUCAACGACAAAACCCGCACCCAGCGCAUCCAGCUGGAAUGCCAGGACGGCACCACCAGGACGUACAAGAUCACCGUGGUGACCUCCUGCAAGUGCAAGAGGUUCUCGAGGCAACACAACGAGUCCGGCAGCAAGUUUGAGGACCAAUCCGUGCUGCAGCCGUCGGUCCUCCAAAGACACAAAUCCAAGAGCAAGAAGAGAUUGGGCAAGACCCGGCUGAGGGAGAACUGGCAUGAGACUGAAUCCUAAAAUCUGCAACGUCUUCAGAUUGACUCUAAAAAUAAUCCUCAGGAGGUUUCUCCUUUUGACCUUUGGAAGUUGUGGAUUAUCUUUCUGUGACUUUCAUCUGACUCAUGCAAAGUCAGGUAGCUAAUUUGGAGACUUCAAAGUGGAUUCCCAAAGAUUUUUGAUUUUAAAAAUGUGAACAAAAGUGGAUUGUACAGUCUGGAGAGUUCCAUGUACUAGAACACAUUGUCCCAUAUGGGCUGUGCAUAUUCUGUGUGUUUAUGGAGAUCUGCAUCAAACUAAUGGAAAAACACCUAAACAUCUUUAAAACAUUGACUGUAAAUAGCUGUACAUAUAUGAAAUCCCUACUCACAUUUUGAAAUAUGGCUGUGUUUAUAAGAUUUUACUGUGUAAGAAAUAUGUUUGAUGUAAUAUAUUUUUUGUCGCAAUAUAUCUGGUGAAUUCAUUUGUUUACCAUUUGCAAAAACUUCACUCUUGUCUUUACUUUGUGCAAAAUAAAUCCAACAAUUGAUCACA
Poecilia latipinna (sailfin molly) is the source of this 1373-nucleotide messenger RNA. It is a transcript of the gene sostdc1a, whose product is annotated as sclerostin domain containing 1a. The record is from RefSeq and is a predicted model, not a curated record. The transcript is spliced from 2 exons. The coding region runs from base 201 to 860 and encodes 219 amino acids. Gene Ontology annotation, molecular function: BMP binding. NCBI's taxonomy places the organism in Eukaryota, Metazoa, Chordata, Actinopteri, Cyprinodontiformes, Poeciliidae. Gene Ontology annotation, biological process: negative regulation of Wnt signaling pathway; negative regulation of BMP signaling pathway.